Molecule: messenger RNA, 3669 nt
Organism: Drosophila sulfurigaster albostrigata
Lineage: Eukaryota; Metazoa; Arthropoda; Insecta; Diptera; Drosophilidae
Gene: Capr
Product: caprin homolog
Cellular component (GO): cytoplasm
Molecular function (GO): RNA binding
Source: RefSeq, a predicted model, not a curated record
UCAGACCCCUAAGUUUUUCGAAGAACAAAAAGAACGGCAGGACGAGGCAGCAGUUUCAAUUUCAUUCCUAAUUUAUAGUAACAGUAGUAAGCAACCAGAAGAACACACGGCAAACAAUGCCUUCGGCUGCUACCACAUUCACCAACAACAACAACACCAGCAAUAGCAAGGAGAAACGCGCCUCGGUCAGCUCAAUUGGUGCGAGCAGCAUUGUCGGCAGCGGCGUGGGUGGUGGCGGCAGCGGCGGCGGCUGCAACAAUAGCAACGCAAGCAACGGACAGCAUAGCAGCAGCAGCAACACCAAUCUCGCUGAAUGUGCCAAGACUGUUGUUGUUGCAGCGGCGGCAGCUGCAGCUGGUAGUGCAGAUAGCCAAACCGAUUUGACUAACAGCAGCACCAACAACAACAAUAAUGUCAAUGCCAAAACGCUGAAAUUGACGGCUGCUGCGGCCGCUGAACCGUACAAUCCGAUGAAGCAAAUUCUGGUCAUCAUUGAGCACAAGAUUCGCAACUUGGAGAAGCGCAAGACCAAACUAGAAUCGUAUCGGGCUAUCCAAAGUGGCGGCAAGGAACUGAGCUCCGAUCAGGCAGCUGCCGUUGCCAAAUACGAUUCUGUACUGGCGACUACGGAAUUUGCUCGUGACUUCUCCAAGCAAAUUCAGCAGAUGUGCAAGGAGGCCGAAAAGGAGCAGAAAAAACAGGCUCGCAAGGACAACCAGGCAAAGACUGUGGCCGAGACUGCUAAGAUUCGUGAUCUCUUGGUUAUGCAAAACGUUCUCUCCUGCUUCAUCGAUGAGCAGGUGCGCAAUGAUUUCUUGACCGGCGAGAAUGGCGCCUGCAAACUGGAAACCAACGAACUGGCGACGCUCGAAAAAUUCUGUGUGGAGGUGCAAACUCGUCGACCGGAAACGGCUGAGGACAUCAGCUUUCUGACGACCGCUCAAAAGGCUGCCGAACUCUUUGCCAUGACCAUUAAUGCGCGCGCCAAGCCUUAUGGUGAGCUGACGUUCGAGAAAUUGCUGGCGCUCUUCCACAAGGUUCAGGAUUGCGGCUAUUUGGACAAGUACUAUUGGAUUCCCUCAACGGAUCAGGGCAACAGCACGGACAGCGGCACGGCUAGUGGUGAGGGCGAGACACUGUUGAACGAUGUGGCCAACAAUGCUGACGUGGCGGAAACUUUGAUGUCUGAGCCAUCGGUGCAUAAUUCUUUGGAGGAAGGUCUGGAUAAGCUGUCGAUUGGCGAUGCUGCUGGAAAUGUGUUGCCCGAGCUUCAUCAGCAGGAGCGUGCGCAUCUGUUGCACGAACCGCCGCAGCAUCAGCAGCAGCGUGUGGUUGUUCAGCCACCGGGCGUCUAUAAUGCUACGCCAGCGGCUGCUGCAGCGGGCAACGCGACGACACCUGUGCAUGUUGUGUAUGCAGCAGCGGCACCGCCGCCACAGCAGCAGCAACAGCCAACGCAUGUGGUGCCACCGACGCAGCAUCCACAUCCCCAUCAGCUGCUGAGCAGCCCCGUGAAUCUCCAGGCCUUACAGCAGCAGCCCCAGGCGGGCGUUGCCGCUGUCCCGCCGACGGUGCCACCGCAGCAACAACAACAGCAGCAACCGCCGCACUUUGGGCCGACGACAGUACGUGCUGUGGAGCAUAAUUACUUCAAGCAGCCGCCGCUGCAGCAACCACCACAGCAGGCAGCAGCUGCUGCCGCUGCUGCAGCUCAUCAUCAGGCAGCAACGCCACAGCAGCAACAGCAGUUUAUGCAGCAGCUGCGUCCGCUGUCCGAGGUACUUGGCACCGGCAGCUUCCACUUUCUGCAGGACAGCGAACUGGAUGCUCCGGUGGAGGUGAUUACUCCCCAGCAGCAGCAGCAACAACAGCAUCAGCCACAGCAGCAACAGGCGCCGCCGCCGCAACAAUUGCCAGUGGCUGGCUUAGUCUUCGAACAGCAACAACAGCAGCAGCAGCAACAACAGCAGAAUCAUGUCGAUGAAUUGCAUACCAUAACCACGCUGACCUUUACCAAUCAGUCCUUCCCGUCCCUGCAGCAGCAACAACAACAGCAGCAGCAGCCUCCACAGCAACAACAGCAGCAACAAUUGUUCUCGCCAGUGCUGAUUGCAGACCAGCAACGCCAACAGCAGCAGCGCAUGCUGAUCGUGGCACAUUUGCCGCCACAACAGCAACAACAACAACAGCAGCAGCAACCACAACAACAACCGCCGCAGCAGCAGCAGCAAGCAACGCCAGCUCCUCAAGGAAUUGGUAUGCAACCAGGCGAUGUGACUGCAGUGUUUCCCUAUGACAGCGCCGUUGUCAGCUACGAGCAGCAGCUACAGCAGCAACUGGCUCUUAACAAGCCGCAACAGCAGCAGCAACAACAACAGCAGCAGCAGCAACAUCAGCAGACAAAGCACAAGGGGCAGCACCCACAAUUUGGGGGCUACAGUGAAAUCAUUGAAAGCGAUGUGUUCCAAGCUGAUGACAACAACACGAAUGCAGCUGCCACCGCUGCACUGACCAAUGUGCUCAAGACUCAAUCAUCGGCACUGGUGGAGCAAUCGCCAUCUACAGCCACUGCUGGUGGAGCAGCAGCAACGCCACCUUCCGCUGCAACCAACAGCAGCAGCAACAACAACAACAAUAGCAGCAACAGCAGCAAGUGGAGCAGCGAGAUGAAUGCGAUGAGCAGCACUGCAUCGAAUGGCAGCAACAGCAGCACUAACAACAAGCAGGAAUGGUCAACACCACGCGACAACAGCAGCGGACGCGGAGCUGGUAACUACGACAACAACGAUACUGCCAACAAUCACUGGAACAACUCCAACUCGCAGCAGGAUAAUGGCAACCAGGUGCGUCGCAAUUCUGGCAACUAUCAGCAGCGUCGUAAUGGUGGCGGUGACGAACGUGGUCGCAAUGGCGGCGGCAAUUACCGCUCGAGACAGUACGGCAAUUCGUCGUCGUCGCAACAGCAGCAGAAUGGACGUAACAGUGGCGUUUACUUCCGCAACAAUGAGUCCAACAGUGGAGGCGGCGGAGGCAACGGCAACAAUUACUAUCAGAAUGGCGGCGGCGGUGGAGGAGGUGUUGGUGGUUACAACAAGGAGUCGCGCUAUGAUUCAUCUGGUGGCGGCGGUAAUUCGUAUCGUGGCCAGCGCGGUGGCAAUCAACGCAACGGCAACGGACCCUUUGGACGUCCAAUGGGUGAUCGUGGCCGCAACACGGCCGGCGGCUCUGGGCCGGGCAAUGGCGGUGGCGGCAGCGGUGGCUACGUGAAUCAGCGUCAGUCACAGCAACGCAUGCCGCUGAGCCUGGAGAAUAAAAACUGAACAGUGAGCGGGAGAAGAAGCAGGAGAAGCGUCGAUGUCGACGGCGGCGCAGCUGUUUGGCCGUAGCCCAUGUAUUAAACGAAAAGCUCCUCUCACACACACACACAUACACUCUCUCUCACUCACACAUCCAUCUACAUAUUUACUAUAUUAGCACCACUCUCACACAUCCACAUCCUUCACGUUCACACAUACUUUACACGCAGCGUUGCCACGUUAGCAGUCGAUUUACCGUUAGUCGGCAACGCGCAAAAAAGCUCCAAAAAAAGAAUACAAACGAAAACAGUUUGCGCAUUUUUUUCAAAUACAAUUAAAUGUUUCUAUAUAAUGAUUUAUUUAAUUAAUUAAU